This is a messenger RNA of Myxozyma melibiosi, 1656 nucleotides long. Its product is annotated as permease for cytosine/purines, uracil, thiamine, allantoin-domain-containing protein. Lineage: Eukaryota; Fungi; Ascomycota; Lipomycetes; Lipomycetales; Lipomycetaceae. Gene Ontology annotation, cellular component: plasma membrane. The coding region runs from base 1 to 1656 and encodes 551 amino acids. Gene Ontology annotation, molecular function: nucleobase transmembrane transporter activity. Gene Ontology annotation, biological process: transmembrane transport; nucleobase transport. The transcript is spliced from 2 exons. The record is from RefSeq and is a predicted model, not a curated record.
AUGACGCUAUAUCAACCUCCCUCGGACGGCUUCUGGACAAGACUAGACCGCCGUCUUCGAGUAUCCGAGUACGCCCAAGACAGAUCAAGCAACCAUGAUCUCGACCCUGUGCCUCCCGCCGAACGCACCUGGACCGGUCUCGACUUCACAACCUACUGGAUCUCCGACAACUUCUCCCCGCAAGGCUGGCGCAAGGUCGCCUCGCUGGUGACGAUAGGCAUGUCCUGGCGCACCGCGCUCAUCAACGUCGCGAUCUCCGACAUCGUCGUCGGCGCGGUUGUCACCGCAAACGGCUACUGUGGCGCGCGCUACCGCGUGCCGUUCGCGAUCCAGUCCCGCGUCUCGUUCGGGUACUAUAUGAGUUGGCUGCCGAUUCUGCUGCGCUGUAUCGUCGGCAUCUUUUGGUACGGCAUCGCGGCUUAUACGGGCGGCGAGUGCGUGCGGUCGAUGCUGUACGCGAUCUGGCCGUCGUUUAGGAACCUCAAGAACCAGCUGCCGGAGAGUGCAAAUAUUGAUACGCAGAUGAUGAUCUCGUACUUUAUCUACUGGCUCUCGAUCUUACCCCUGCACUACGUGCACAUCUCCAAGAUCCGCUGGCUGUUCACGCUCAAGUCGAUCACGCUCCCGAUCGUCGGCUUCGGCAUCAUGGGCUGGACAAUCAAGCACGCGGGGACGGGAAACAACUCGCUCUGGAGCCAGGGCAACACCGUCCACGGCUCGGCCUUCAGCUGGGUGUUUAUGCAGGGCCUGUACUCCAACAUUGGCGGCUGGGCCACGCUCGGCAUGAACUCGCCAGACUUUACGCGGUACGCCAAGCGGCCGCGCGACUCGCUCUGGAUGCUGAUCGCGCUGCCGGCGUCCGCCACGCUGAUUGCGUUCUUUGGCGUCGUCAGCGCGGCGGGCUCGAUCACGCUCUAUGGAUCCGUGCUCUGGGAUCCGCUGCUGUUUAUCGACAAGUGGACUUCUGCCGGUGGCCGCGCGGCCGCGUUCUUCUGCGCGCUCGGGUUCUACUUUGCGCAGGCGACCAACAACAUCUCUGCAAACUCGAUCUCGGCCGCAAACGACCUCAACUGCCUGUUCCCGCGGUACAUCAACAUCCGCCGCGGCCAGUUCAUCGUCUCCGUGCUGGGCACGUGGGCGCUCACGCCCUGGAACGUGCUCACCUCGGCCACCAGUUUCCUGUCGUUCAUGUCCGGCACCGCCGUCUGGCUCGCUCCGCUCUGCGGCAUCCUCAUCUCGGAUUUUUACCUCGUGCACCGCCGGCGCUACGACGUCUGGCAGAUGUACGACUCGCGCGGAAUAUACAGAUACAACAAGUUCGGCACGAACUUUGUCGCGCUCGCGGCGUUCACGAUCGGUUGGGCGCCGCUGCUGCCGGGGCUGCUGCCGAAGGUAAACUCGAACAUCACGGUCCCGGUCGGGGUCGAGAGGCUUUACUACUGCGGGUACUUUUACGGGUUCUUGUCUGCGGCGGGAAGUUACUGGUUGCUGAGUAUGGUGUUUCCGGCGCGGAGGACGAUGCUCAAGCGGGGGGUGUUUCCGGACGACGAGCCGUAUGUUGUCCGGGACGAGGGUGAGGACGAGAUCGACGAUGAGAACCGGCCGAGCUCGACGGAGGGCACGGUUGAGUGCGAGGAGAAGAAGCAGGAUCUGUAA